Messenger RNA from Ylistrum balloti, 2037 nucleotides. RefSeq lists its product as uncharacterized. The record is from RefSeq and is a predicted model, not a curated record. Gene Ontology annotation, biological process: apoptotic process involved in development; engulfment of apoptotic cell; phosphatidylserine exposure on apoptotic cell surface. The transcript is spliced from 2 exons. The coding region runs from base 1 to 2037 and encodes 678 amino acids. Lineage: Eukaryota; Metazoa; Mollusca; Bivalvia; Pectinida; Pectinidae. Gene Ontology annotation, cellular component: plasma membrane.
AUGGGGUGUCUGUGUUUACCUGUGUGUUUCAGUGUUUACAUUAUAAUAUCAUUGCUACUUCAUGUUGGUGAAGUGGUACUGAAUACGUUUUUCGUGGUGUAUCUGUUCCCAUCGAUGGAGACAUGGUUCACAAUUGUACUUGGACUAAUGAUGUUGCCGAUGGUGUUGGUACAACUAGUUUCUGCUCUUCUCCUCCUCCAGAAGCGAGGGGAACACCUGACUUGCUGGCAGGCUCUGUCUACUGCUGUUAUACAUAUUCUCCAGCUCGGUUUCGUAUGGAGACACAUAAGAAUCAUAAAGGAAACUGAAGUUCUAUGGAAAAAGCGCGACCUGGCAGAUCUUUUGCUGUUACGACUGUUUUAUGCGUUUUCUGCGAGUCUGCCGAUCCUUGGAAUCCAGGCUUAUUUCAUCAUCUUUAAAGGAGUAGAGGACACAAUUAUUCUGAGUGCUGCGACUGUAACACUUUUUUCGACAUGCUGGGUUCUAAGUAGCUUUAGACGUCAUAGUGAAACGGACGCUAUAGAAAACAUAGCUCUUUCUUGUCCUGGUACAAUGUUUCGUUUGCUGUGGAGAAUGGGAGAAAUUAUUUCCCGUGUGUUAUCCCUGGCGGUGUUUGCGUCUGUCUAUCAUUACUGGGUGUUCGUGGUGACGGGCUUGCACUGGCUUACGAUGCUAGUGUGUAUCUGUACUUCCUUUUUGGGCGUUCUCGAGAUUAAGGCAGUGAACCGUUGUUACAAGUUUUUUCUGUGCAUGCUAAUAUCCUAUAUGUACAUCUUCUGCCAUGUGAACUUCAGCAGUGAAGGUGCUCAGUUUCGUUACAUCACAUAUUAUGUAAUAAUGUUUCUUGAGAAUGGAGUUCUGACGACAGUGUGGUACUUCAGCGUGCAGGGGUUGGUAGACAUGCUCAAAGUCUAUACCCUAUUAUUUAUCAUCUGUUGUGCAUUCCUCAUAUCUAUUGUAUCCAUGGUGAUUUAUUACAAGAUCUUCCACAUUCCUUCCUCAGAUGUAUCGAAGGAAAACCAUUCCGAUUUGUGUGUACAGGAUGGAUGUAUAAACUGUAAGCUCAGUCUGUGUGUUAAACAUAGUAAGAUUUUACAAAGACCUUUCAGUGCGGGCUGGAUUUCCCAAUACCAGGAGGCUCUAAUUAAUGGUGACUAUUACAAAAAUCUGCUCCAAGACUCGUUCAUUGAUUCAGAAAAUGAAUCUAAAUCCACAGUUUCUGGGUCUUGCUCCGGUAAAGAGGAGAUGAAUGAAAGCAAAGAGGACGUUGUGAGUCCAUUUAUGAGAAAGACGUACAGUUUUCAGUCUAAUGGUACUUAUAGUCACCGUCGUUUCAUUAGAGGUGACGUUCAGACAUUGGCUGCGCCAAAGGACAAUUAUGACUCUGAGAGUAUGUUGUCUUAUAUCGCACCAACUGUACCAACAGGGUCGAGUGCGAGUGGAUCCUCAUCAGAUGAAAGUGACAUUUCCUUAUCCCCACCUCAGCUUCAGGAUAGUCCCGCCAACAGUCAGACUCACUUACUAACAGACAGUUGGGAUAAUCUACAACAAGACAAUUUGGGAUUUGAUCCAAGUACAAAGAAAAUGUUGCCUGGAUUUCGACCAAUCCCAGCUCAGAACCUGGAAGAAUGGUACUCUGAUGGCUACAGCACAGACCACACUGAGUCUGUGUAUCAGCUUCCUAUAACAGUUCUUGCCAAAAUGAAAAAUUGCCGGUCAAGAUCUAGAGAUCGGACAUCCUUAGCCUCGGACUCUACAGAGUGUACAAUGUGUAGAAACAUGAAAUCCUACAAACUUAUCCGUAAAUAUUCUCGUGCGUCAAGUGUGAUAUCUAAAGAGGAUGUUAUUCAGGAGGAGCGGGAGGACGAUAAAAAUCCAGACUAUGUGGAUUCUCCGCGGGGCCAAGCAUGGUACAACUGUAGUGAGUCAGGGGACAGUGCAUUUCCACAGGAAUACUUUAGCUCUAGUAACUUUGAAACAACUUUUGAUGAGAAUGAGGAUGGUAUUAGUGAGUCCAGCUAUGAACUAAUUAUAUAG